Ostertagia ostertagi is the source of this 711-nucleotide messenger RNA. Lineage: Eukaryota; Metazoa; Nematoda; Chromadorea; Rhabditida; Trichostrongylidae. The record is from the annotation of a GenBank genome assembly.
AUGAUUGACACGGGAUGUGGCUGUGGCGAUAUCUAUGCAUUCGUAAAACAGCAAAGUAUCAUUAAGGAGAAGAAGAUAAUCGUCGUCAACACACACAACCAUCCGGAGCAAACGGGUGGGAACUUUCGUUUCUCCACGACUGGCAGGCUUGGGAUGGCGCACAUGGUGGAAGAUCUUUGCGCCUCUGGACGGGAUAAAUACUACACACAGCUGAUGAAUAGCAGCUAUCACUGGGCGGUUGAAACCUACAAAGUGACCAGAUGGCUAGCCGACGAUGAAACAAUUUUGCUAGGAGUCUCCACCGAAGCUCACAACGUGGUGAAGGUUAUAUGGACGCCUGGGCACACGCCGGACAGCCUGGUUCUGUGGUACGCUUAUGACAGCCGCUUGUUCGUCGGUGAUUUGUUCUACAGAUUUGGCGACAUUGUGAUGACGUCCGAGUACACGAGCAUCAGAGAGUAUGAAGGAUCACUUAGAAAGGUGCUCGACUUCAUCAAUAAGCAAUCACAGCCAAAGCAGGUACGGUAUUCGGCAUCAAAGAAUGACACUGAUAACGAAUGUCUUCCCACAUUCAAGCAUUUCCAUCGAUUCUUGUUGGCUGUACUUGCAGGAACGCACGUCGGAGCACCGUUGAGAAUCGACGAAGCGGAAGGUGGCGAUUCGAGACUCGUGACAAAGCGAUGCGGAUCGUUUUGGGGAGAGACAUUGUAG